Molossus molossus (Pallas's mastiff bat) is the source of this 3811-nucleotide messenger RNA. RefSeq names its product microtubule associated protein RP/EB family member 2 (gene MAPRE2). The coding region runs from base 137 to 1117 and encodes 326 amino acids. Gene Ontology annotation, cellular component: spindle midzone; cytoplasmic microtubule; microtubule plus-end. Lineage: Eukaryota; Metazoa; Chordata; Mammalia; Chiroptera; Molossidae. The transcript has 7 exons. The record is from RefSeq and is a predicted model, not a curated record. Gene Ontology annotation, molecular function: microtubule plus-end binding. Gene Ontology annotation, biological process: spindle assembly; regulation of microtubule polymerization or depolymerization; protein localization to microtubule plus-end.
UGAGCUGGGAGAAGGGAGCUCGCGAGCAGGCAGCAGGCAAGGUCUGCGUGAGGAGCAGGCGAGCGGGAAGGCAAGGCAGCCACCUUCCUCACCAGCCAGCCCACAGCGGUUUGUUCCCUUCCUCGGGAGUGCGCCAAUGCCUGGUCCGACCCAAACCCUGUCCCCAAAUGGCGAGAACAACAACGACAUCAUUCAGGAUAACGGGACCAUCAUUCCUUUCCGGAAGCACACCGUGCGCGGGGAGCGUUCCUACAGUUGGGGAAUGGCGGUCAAUGUGUAUUCUACCUCGAUAACCCAAGAAACUAUGAGCAGACAUGACAUCAUUGCAUGGGUGAAUGACAUAGUAUCUUUAAACUACACAAAAGUGGAGCAGCUUUGUUCAGGAGCGGCCUAUUGCCAGUUCAUGGACAUGCUCUUCCCAGGCUGCAUUAGUUUGAAGAAAGUAAAAUUUCAAGCCAAGUUGGAACAUGAGUAUAUUCACAAUUUUAAACUUCUGCAAGCAUCAUUUAAGCGAAUGAAUGUUGAUAAGGUAAUUCCAGUGGAGAAGCUAGUGAAAGGGCGUUUCCAGGACAACCUGGAUUUUAUUCAGUGGUUUAAGAAAUUCUAUGAUGCUAACUACGACGGGAAGGAGUAUGACCCUGUAGAAGCACGACAAGGGCAAGAUGCAAUUCCUCCCCCUGACCCCGGCGAGCAGAUCUUCAACCUGCCGAAAAAGUCUCACCACGCCAACUCCCCCACAGCAGGUGCAGCUAAGUCAAGCCCAGCUUCUAAACCAGGAUCCACACCUUCUCGUCCCUCAUCAGCCAAAAGGGCUUCGUCCAGCAGCUCAGCCUCUAAAUCGGAUAAAGAUUUGGAAACACAGGUCAUACAGCUCAAUGAACAGGUACAUUCGUUAAAACUUGCCCUUGAAGGCGUGGAGAAGGAAAGGGACUUCUACUUCGGAAAGCUGAGAGAGAUCGAGCUGCUGUGCCAGGAGCAGGGGCAGGAAAACGACAACCUCGUGCAGCGGCUGAUGGAAGUCCUCUAUGCCUCAGACGAGCACGAGGGCCACCCGGAAGAGCCCGAAGCAGAGGAACAAGUCCACGAACAGCAGCCCCAGCAGCAGGAAGAGUACUGACCCGUCUGGCAGCUCUUGACACUUCCAUUUUGCGUGGGAACUCUUCUUCUGGAGAAUCGGAACACGUGUGGCCUCAAGCUCAACAGAAACCAGUCGUUCCCAGUCUGCCGGUAACAUCAACGCACUGUCGCAUACAUACGCCAACCUCCGCACUCGGUCCCCAUUUCCUUUGCCAAGACACACAGCAGCCGGCCGUUUGGCAGCCUACCUGAGAGAUCACGGGGUCACAUACCUUCAGCUUCACCACUUGGCUGCGUGAGAUUGGCUCUGCUCUCUUGAUUUCUUCCCAGAGCAACUCUCCCCACCCCACUACCCCCACCAAUACCCUCUUUUUAUCCUGGUGUGAAACAAUGGUAAUUUGAUAUAUGGUAUUUAUAUUGGCAUUUCUCAACCCAGUGUCACUAGAUGUCACACAUUUGUGGUGCUUUGAUGUUUGCAAGUCUAACCUCUGAACAUAAAUUUGGUAAAGUAAUAAAUUGGAACAAAGGGAAAGAGAUACUUGAUAUGAAAGCCAUAAUGACAGUGACUUGUUUCACAGGGAAAAACAGUCAGUUUCUCCCUCUACUCACAACACUAAAGGGAAAGGAAGGAUGGAAUCCAAACCAGGACGUCAGGGCCCAGCAGCGUUCACACGUGGGCAUGCUAGACAGCCACCCAGGAUGGCGCUGGUGUUUCCCUUGAGUGAAUGUCUUUAAAACCAUCUCGACUUGGCCCUCUAACUGCUUGCCCCACCCUCCCCAGGUUCUCAUGCUGUUUUCUUUCUCAGGGUCCUCUGGCGGGCAGCCCCUCUUCCCAAGAAGCUGGCCUCAGUUAUCUGCAGUGCAGAGGGGUCUACACAGGUCCAGGCUCAGGCCUCCAGGGUGGGUUCCACACAAGGGGCCUCCUACUCAAGAAUGGCUGCAGGGUCUGCAGCCCUGAGGGUUAGGGGUCAGGCCUUAUGAAGAGGUGGGUAAUUCCAGGGAGCAUCAUGGUUCUGAAGUCUAGUGUUGACACUGGAAUGACAGCACAGAAGAACCAAUGACUCCCAGUACCUUCUGGAAUAAGGCAUUUCCCCUUUGCUACUGCGGCCCUCCUUGUCACUGACCUUCGCCAAACCGUGGCAGUUCGUAAACCGAGGAAACAUUGAUGAAUUAAAAGCAUUCCUUAUUUUUUUUAACUAAGAUUUGCACAUUUUGUUAGUAUCUUCCCAAAUCUUUGCUUCUAUUUUUUUUUUUUUUUUUUUGCCUUCAACUGAUGGUAUCUCUUCCUGGAUCAUCCAUUUCUCUCGGUUCCUAACUUUAGAUUUACCUUCACUUGUUAUCUGACUUAGCAGGUGCAACAAACAAGUGUGUCCACCCCACUUUCCUCUUAACUGAACAGCUGAAAAUAAAUUUCUGAAUUAUAUAUCAUAAAGCUUUGACAUUUCUUUAUUGAUUGAUGAAAUACUAAUGCUAAACUCUCACAUUGAAGCUUUCCACCGAAAGCAGUCUUCUCAAAAUAAAUCUUUUGCAGCAAAGUGGUAUUUAUUGAGUUCUAUGUGGAAAAGAUGGCUUGUAUUUUUGAGGUGAUUACAACACACUGUGCAGAACUGACAGAUGUUCUGUGGUGUCUGCUUCCCUUUCUUCUCUCUCCUGCUUGCUCUGCCUGUAGUGCCAGCUCCCUUCUCGGGCUGGAAAGCCUGGCUCUCUGCAGUGACGUCCUCCCACCCCUGGCUGCAGGGUGGUUGUGCUAUCGUAGCAUCAUGCCUAACGGUGUGCCCCGCCCCCAGCCUGUUGCACUCACUGUUUCCUUCUUUUAAAACAGCCUGUGUAAAGCGGCACCAUAAACAAUCCCAUGCAGAUGUCUGGCCGCUCAGUAGAACCAGGGCUGGCUGACGAGACUGCUGUAUAACUUGCAGAAGCCUCACCACCCACUCCAUUUCUCCCUAAAUCUCCAACCUUCUCAGCUAGAAACCUGGCCAGUUAGUUCACAAAGACGACUCUCCCAGAGUCUUGGAGCACACUCUUCACUUGUCUAGAAGAGAGCUACAGAGUCCUCCUCCUGGGCCAUCUGAAACAUCGUCCCUUGCGCUGCACCUGUGACAGCUCUGAGACCUGGGGGCCCUUGAGCACCGCAGCUUCUGUGCGGGCCACCUCUCAUUUGCCAGGCCUGCUCCUUUCUCCCUGCUGCCUGUGCCCCAUCAUUCCCUCAUCUCUGCAUCCGGGGCACAGUUUCAUCCAUGGCCCUGUCAUCACUGUCAUGCUGGGCCGAGAAGUUCCCCUUGGUGUGGCCCUGCUCCUCCCCUCACACCCGCUGUGGCUGGUCAUAGCACGUCCACUGCUCUGGUCAGAUAGGAAGUGACUGAAGCAGAGGGCAAAGAGAGCCUGUCUUCUAAGCAGAAAAGCAGAAAAAGACAAAACACCCUGUUGAACUGAGAGAAGUAAACUCCAGAAGGGAACCAAAAACUCCCUUCCCUGGUGAGUAUCUCCAUUAUUCCGUUAAGGUUUAAUAUGCAUUCAAAUUACUUUUACUAAAUAGUACACCAUGAAGCUUUUGUUAUAUAUUACUGUAAACUGAAAGGAAUGUAAACAUAUGUAUUGUUAAUUAUAAAUAUAGAUAAGUAAUGACAUACUAGAUGAAAGGUCUUAUUCAGAUGUAUCACAUUCGUUUUACAUUGCCCACCUGUUGUCGCAUGGUAGACUAGCUUUUUGUCUUUGAAUAUGUGAAUAACUUGAC